AUGGCAGGUGAUGUGUGCAGCCAUGUUAAGGUGGUUGUUCGAGUGAGGCCAGCCAACGACAGUGAGAAGUCGGAGAAGUUCAGGAAUGUUGUCAAAGUUUUGGAUAACCACAUGCUAAUAUUUGACCCAAAGGAUCAAGAGGCCCUAUCUUUUGGGCCACAAAGGAGCCAAAACAGGAAUAUCAACAAGGCGCGAAACAAAGACCUUACAUUUGUUUUUGAUCGUGUCUUUGGAGAGGACUCUGCUCAUUUGGAAAUAUUUGAAAACACUACGAAAAGUGUGCUGGAGGGUGUGCUGAAUGGAUUUAACUGCACAGUGUUUGCCUAUGGUGCCACUGGUGCAGGAAAGACACAUACCAUGUUAGGAUCACAAAAUGAUCCUGGAAUUAUGUACCGCACCAUGAUAGAGUUGUUCCAGCGCAUGGAGGAAGUCAAGGAGGAGAAAGUAUUCGAUGUUGCCUUUUCAUAUCUUGAGGUUUACAAUGAGCAGAUCAGAGACCUGUUGGCUAACACUGGCCCCCUGGCAGUAAGAGAAGAUAGUAGUAAAGGAGUAGUGGUCCAGGGCCUUACACUGCAUCAGCCCAAAUCUGCAGAGCACAUUCUUGAGGCUUUGGAUUAUGGCAAUCAAAACAGGACACAGCACCCCACUGACAUGAACGCCACAUCCUCACGGUCCCAUGCUGUAUUCCAGAUUUACUUGAGGCAGCAGGACAAAUCUGCCACCCUCAAUCCUAACGUAUGUGUUGCCAAACUGAGUCUGAUUGACCUAGCAGGCUCGGAAAGGGCUAGCGCCACCAACGCCAAAGGGGCACGUUUUCGAGAGGGAGCAAACAUCAACCGCUCGCUCCUUGCCCUGGGGAAUGUCAUCAAUGUUCUUGCUAACCCUAAGAGUAAGAAAGCACACAUACCAUACAGGGACAGCAAGCUGACACGACUGCUGAAGGACUCCUUGGGAGGCAACUGCAGGACGGUCAUGAUCGCCAACAUCAGCCCGUCAUCCAAGUCCUACGACGAUACCCAUAACACACUGAAAUACGCCAACAGGGCCAAGGAGAUAAAGUCUUUGCUGAAAAGUAAUGUUGUCAGCUUAGACAGCCACAUUGGCCAGUAUGCGCAGAUCUGUGAGCAACAACGGCAAGAGAUCGUAAUGUUGAAGCAGAAGCUGAAAGAGUAUGAGGAGAAGAAGACUGAUAACUCGGUGCCUGGGAAUUCUAACACCACCUCCUCUCAGAUUCAGGCAGAGUUUAAAAAGGUGUCAGACUCUCUGCAGAGAAUCUUCUCCGGCCGGGCCCAGAUCAGGAGAGAGCAGCUGGAUCUGGAGAGACAGCUGAAGGAGAAUGAACUGCGCCAACACCACAGUGAAGUGGGCUACCUGCAGGUGCAGAGUUUCUGUGGCAAGGAAAAGACUGAGAAGGCCACCUGUAAGCACGAGCGCAGGAUUGCCUCCCUGCGUACGAAGCAGCAGCAUGUUCAGAAGUGCUUAGAGAACGUGGUGGCCCGCUUCCAGGAGAACGAUGGCUGGCUUCAUCGAGUUGAAAAUGAGAUGAAGAUGUUGGGAGUAGGUGGCCAAGUGCCAGAGGUCCUACAGAAAGACCUCCACUGCCACAAACUGGAGAUGCAGGUAAAAGAUCUGAAGCAACAUGUCGAGCAGAUGAUCAAGCUCACUGCACUGCAGGACCAGGAGAACAAGCGCACAGAGAAAAUGGUGAACAUCUUGCUGCCGGCCUACAGUCGAAACCACAGCACUCUGCACAGGGCUGGGCUGCUCACAGAUGACGCCGAGUACCACCAAGUGGAGCACCUGGUGCUGAGGGAGAGGGGUGUGGUCUGGGCGGAUCAGGAAGGGACGGGACUGCCUCUGGCAGGUGAAAGAACCAGGGAGGGGCAACAUGAGCCCAGUGAGGAAGGAGCCUCUGGGUCCCACUCAGACUUGGCAUCCAUCCUGCCCUUCUCACACCUUCUCUACCACCAAAACAGUCCCUGCAGUGCGGAGAGACACAAGAGAAGAGCUACGCCCUACCAGUCCCUUCCGUCACCUAAAGAUACACAGAAUCAGGCGGCAGGAGUCAAACGCAAGAAGACGAUAAGGAGAAAUCUGGCGGUGUCUUUGCCACAGCACAGCCCCGGUACCACCCAGUCACGUGUCUUUGAAGACGGCGUGUUCCCACUCCAGCUCACACCUGAUAAUGUUCAGAACACCACUCUUACCCUACCGCUCGCCACUGACAACAGCGAUCCCAACACGACCUUCGAAGUCUUUGACAGCACCGAUCAAACAACGAACACCACCGUCGUUAAAAGCAGCGCCCCCUUUCAAGCAACAGGGUCCACGCACAAAUCAACUCAAGGCCGACCAGCAAACACCAAGCUGAAGCAAAGCACUACCAAAAGGUUGGACUUUGCAUCUUCACUAGACAUGGGAUGUGCCAAGCCACCUUACAUGGCCAUGACAUCAGCUGCACAAGGGAAGCGUAAAUUAAACUGCAUCCAAGACGAAGAAAGACAGGCCGUGUCAGUACCCAAGCGCAGAAGGCAAGAUCUCCCAGUGCCCAGGAAGCCCCUGAGGGUGCAUCGUUCUACCGGAUCAGAGGAGAACAAGGCCCGGAGAGUUCCGAGGACCAUGUCGGAGAGUGGUUUAAGCCUCUUUGGACCUCAAAAGUCUUACUCCGUCUUCCUCAAAAACUCCCAGCACUUGAGGCAAGGGGCCAAAAGGAGGAUGUGAAGCAUCAUCGUCCGGCCGACUGCUGAUCGACGUCCGUUUCUGACGUUUUCACCAUGCGCUCUUUUUUUC
Molecule: messenger RNA, 2790 nt
Organism: Lampris incognitus (smalleye Pacific opah)
Lineage: Eukaryota; Metazoa; Chordata; Actinopteri; Lampriformes; Lampridae
Gene: kif18a
Product: kinesin family member 18A
Exons: 17
Coding region: 1-2721 (906 amino acids)
Biological process (GO): microtubule-based movement
Molecular function (GO): microtubule binding; microtubule motor activity; ATP binding
Source: RefSeq, a predicted model, not a curated record